Perkinsus marinus ATCC 50983 is the source of this 879-nucleotide messenger RNA. RefSeq lists its product as hypothetical. The coding region runs from base 1 to 879 and encodes 292 amino acids. NCBI's taxonomy places the organism in Eukaryota, Perkinsozoa, Perkinsida, Perkinsidae. The transcript has a single exon. The record is from RefSeq and is a predicted model, not a curated record.
AUGCUCGUUCACGAGGCCUAUAAUGGUUCGGUGGACGUGGCCCAUGAGGUGUGGAUCCAGGUCUUUUCUCAACUGGCCUCAAACAGAGCGGUCCGAGCAUGCCAGUACUUGCUGAAGGAAGUCACGUUGAUUGGCCGUCAAAGUGCCCUCAACCCAAGCGUGCCUCAAACCCUCCUUGCCGGCCUCAAUGAAUGUGAGGGUUGCGAUGGGAUAGACCCUAUCAUACUUAUACAGUGUGCCUGUGAUCACCGCUGCUGGUCUCUGGCAUCCGACGCACUGCAGCAGAUGGCCGUUGGCAAUGAUGAUGCUACCGCGAUGGAAGCUUGGUGGGCUAUCUUGGACCUAUGCCGUCUCACGGGAGAUCCAGAGACGGAGCUAUGGGCUCGCCGAGCAAUGGGUGUAGAAGACGCGGUACUCCAGGCCGACACAUUGCUACUGCAAGGUCACUGGGUUGAUGCCCAGAGUAUGGUGGAAUCUUGGCUCUCUCAACAGCAGCAAUAUCCUGGCCAGACUCGAGUUGACGAUGAGACUGUGAAGGCUGCUACGACGGCUUGGGUGGCAUGCACAAGAGAGCUCAGCUGGUGGAGUGUGAAUGGCAGAGGCGAGGAGUCGUGUAUAUUCGGAGACCGCCCGUUAUUGGAGUUGGAAAUGUCAUCACGAAUUCAAGAUUGGAGGACUAUCCAGGAUAGCGUUAGCAAAUAUGACUGGACUAGCUAUCCACAAAUGAAGCUUUGCUCCGCCUACUUCGCCCAGAGCCAAUAUGAUAAUCUCGCGGGUCCUGAGGGUCAGAAGAGGAAAAGUGAGUUGCUACUCGAUGUGGAACAGACGAGUCAGAGAGUUUGGAACCAGUUGCUCAAUAUGUGGAUUAGCAGUAAGUAG